UGCCUUUUAUUCCAGUACUCAACUGCUAUAAUAAUGAGGAGAAAGUAACUUUGCACAUAUUCAAUACUUCAUUUUAUUUAUAAAACAUGUAUCUUAUAUGUUACACUGCAUGUCAAGAUAAUCUAUUACAGAGACUGUCUUGAAGUAAGUGCUGAGGCAUUCAUAUCUACUGUAAUACCUACAGUGACCUACUUUCUUCAAUAUGGAUUAUAGCAUACAUGCUUUCUCUCUCUAAUCUGUUUCUGUCUGCUCUUUCUUUCUCACUUGCAUUGCUCUACUGCUGUCCUGACUUGAUCAAACAACUCUACGUCUAUCUACAUAUCACCAACAUUCUAAAGGAAAAAAGAAAUCCCGCAGCACCAAAUCUUUUCCCUUCUCCCUAUCUUCAGAAUGCUACUUGGUGAAUCAAAUACAAAGCAGUUUGCCAGAAAGUAUGUGUGAUUGUCCAAGCAUCCCAAAUGGCUCUGUGGAAGCAGCGCCUGGACAUCACCUUGAGUCCGUUUCUGAAGCAGAAAUAAUCACCAGUCUGGAUGGUGAGAGAGAGGAUGACACAUAUAUGCCAUCUGACGAUGACAUUGAGAAAUCCUUUCGAGUCAAUCAAGAUGGAAGCAUGACAGUAGAAAUGAAGGUACGCCUCACUAUUAAAGAGGAAGAAACAAUUCAUUGGACCACCACGGUUAGUCGUUCCAGUGUGUGCAAUCAAUUUCUAGCAGCCACCGUUCCCUGUCCUGACCUAGAUGCUAAUUUACCUGACAACUUACCCCCUCAAAAUGAUACUGCUGCCACAGAGGACAUCGAGAGUGACCCCAAUGACAGGAAGGAAGGCUGGUGUGUAAAUCAACAGAGUGAGAACAAUGGAGGCGCAGCAAGCAUGGAGUUAGAGAGGCUUCCUUCACCGCUUGCCCACUUGCACAAGGUACAACACAAACAAGGAUCUAUCGAGAGCAUCAUGACUGUUAGUGAUACAGAAAUUCAUGAGAUCUCUUCAUACUCUUACAUGGAAGAUCUGGACAAUGGAGAAGUGAACCAGGAAGACUGCAUGGCACAGCAUUGUAACCGCCCUAUACCCAAACCUCGAUGCACUCUGCCCUCCGAUAUGAACACCACCACAUGGCUCCAGUUCCAGGACAAUCAGAAAAAGACAUGUGAGACACUGUUACACAUCUAUGAAAUGCAGACUUGUCAAGAGAACUUCUCAGGAAAUACGCAACGUGGGUAUAUGGCAUCUUCUGACACAGUAUCCUCAGAAAAAACAUUCCAUUCCUUCAAUGAGGAAAUUAAAUCGGAGACCUUGACAACCAUCAAAAGUCAGUCAAUUGGGAUACAAGAUAUACUCUCCCCAAUGUCCAAACCUGCUUCCACAUACAAAACAAGCACCCCGUCAACACAAAGGGCCAAGGUGUCGGCAACACCAGUUACUGCAUCCCGAAAAGCCUCAGUAUCUAAAGGAGUUCCUACUGUUGAUACAACCGCAAAGAGGAAGCCAGUGAGAGUAAUAGUGAAAAAGAAUUACUUGUUUAAGUCUGCUAAUCCAGAAAGAAAACAGAGAGAUAAAAAAGAUGACAUCCUGAAAGAAAUAAAGAAAAUAAGAGCUGAUAUAUUAAGCCAGAAAGGAGCUAUGAAACAUUUCAGAGCAAAAGCUGCUCAAAAACUACUGAAAAGGAGAAAUAAUAGUGGAAACGGACCAAAGCCUCAAACAGAGCGUGAUCAACUUAAAACAGACAACCAGAGCCUAAUAUUGAUUGAAAGAGAACAAAAAAACGUACAAGUGCAAGCUGAUAGUUACACACUACCACAUGAAACUGGAGAUAAAGCAUCACUCAGCAAAGGCACAUUGACAGAAUAUGUUGAACUCUGGCUACAGAAAAGUGAACCUCAACUGAGUCCAGUGCACUCCUGUUUAGAAACUAUACCCAAAAAUAACACAAUGGUAAAAGCAUCACUGUUCAACUAUCAAUCUGCUAAGACAAUAAUACAACCAUCAACAAAGGACACGACUGAUGAGAAAGGGAUCCAUUUAUAUUCGCCAAACACCAAAAAGCCAGCACUUUUAGACAAAGAACAAAGUGAUCACUUAACAAAAACAGGUGGACAUCAACAGAUUUCUGAGCUAACAAGUAAGACCUACUCGUAUGACACAGAGAAUACUAUGAGGAUCCAAACAAAGCCUCUAACAGAACUGAUAGAUUUUCAAGCGCAAAAAUUCUACACAGUUAAAAUGGCUGUAAGGCCUGAUAUGAAGCCAGUACUUGAUCAGCUUUGCUAUGCCAUUCAGUCACUUCGUGAGAUCACACAACACAAGUGGUCAUUGUGUUUGAAAACGUCCAAAUGUGUGCCAGAUUUUUCUUCAAACUUGGCAUCUACAUUUGGCUCUUCCUCCAGGGUACUCCUUGCCUUUCUUUCUGUCAUGAUUUUAAAGGAUGGCUUAAGCCAUUUAAACACAUGUCACACUGAGACCAACCUAAGAUCUGAAGCUAUGCUCAUGCUGCAGUCUCUAAAUGAACUGGCAGUAAUAGAGGAUGCAGAGCAUCUAAGGACAAGUCUAUCUGACCUCUACAACUCAGCAUCUGUUCAGUUGCUACAGAACUGGAAGGGCUUCCAAGUACUGAGCAAUAAAGCAAGAAGUAGCAGUGCCACACCAGACACCACUGGGAGUGAGUCCCAUCACAGGCCAAGUUCAGAUGAGGAAGAACAUUCUAUCCAAGUGCUGAUGGAACAUUUAGGUGUUCCUGAGAGGGUCCGAGAGGAGCUAGCAGCCCUCAACCAUGUAGAUGUAGAGUACAUGAUAUGCAAUCAAAUGGAGGACACUGACAAAGUUAGUGAUUCAGUCCCAGAAAAUAAAAUUAAUGGCUGUUCAGAGCUCCACUCUAAAGAGCAGAUGGCUAUUUUCUCAGAUUUUACUCAGAUUCUGGAAGAUUAUGUGAGCAUCUAUGUUAAUUCAGUUAUUGAUAGAGCUAUAAAUGCACACCUUAAGGAUAGCGAAAAUUCACAGAUUUUCACGGCAGGCACACUAGCAAGACCUGAUAUGGACAAUCUUAUGAUUGCUGAUAGAUACCAAAAGGAUUUGAGAAAUGACUUUUCUAACAUAGACAGAACUUUUCAGGGUGAUGCAAUAGCUGACUCAGAUAUCUGUGAAGAUAUGCCAUCUAGUGAAUCUAGCUUUGGAGCUGAAAUGUGCAGAGAGAUGGGGUUAAAAAGAACAAUGCUGCAAGAAACUGAAAAAGUAAGACCCAAGCGACAAGAAGAAGAAACUGUCAAGAAACAUCAGGAAAAGGAAGAAGAGAUGAGAGUAGAAAGACAAUGGGAAAGUAAUAAGGGAAGAGGUACAUGGGAAGAAAAUAGUUCUGAAGAAGAGAAGACAUUAUUAAAAAAAGAAGAGGUCACAGGAAAAGUGGUAAAUGAGAUAGUAAAAGACAUAGACACUGUUGAAGAGGAAGGGAUUGAAUUAUCAGAGUUACUUGUUACCUGUACAGGAAAACUAAAUUUCUCUGUGAAUGAAAAGGUCAGCCAACAGGAGGAGAAUGAGAGCUAUUGUGAUGAGAUCUUUCCUGAGGAAAGGUCUUUCAAUGAAGAAAAGAGUCUUACUGUGAAAAGUUCUGGGCCGAAAGAUGUAGAAGAACAAAUAUGUUCAAAAGAGAAGAUAUCAGGACAUUGGGAAAAUGAGAUUCAGACCAUUCAAAACCAAGAUCAGUUACACAAUAAAACAAAGAGAACCGAGAGGGAUGUAGCAUUACCUGAGGUGCAAGGUAUUUCUCAUUUUGUUCAUAUUGAAUCAAAUAUGGAAGUGGAUGAAAUACAACAUCAAGACUUGAGUAUGGAAAGUAGGACUUAUUCUGAAGAGGAACAUAUGAUCCUAGAAGCGCCAGAAUGCUACACAGUCUACCAGGAGAACUUUGAGGAGAUGUCUGAGGAAGCCACUGAGUGUGAAGAAAAUGAGACUGAUUUUAAGGAAGAAAAGUCAAGCACUGUUGCAAAUCUUAUCAGCAGUCUACAAGACCAGGAACAAUCAGUGAGUAAGAGACCUUAUAAUACAGCACAGACAUUUGGCAAGCAGCUCUUGAACCACAUCAAUGAACCAAAUCUAGAGGCAGCAGAGAUUACCAAAACCACAGAGAGGGCAUCAAUAGAUUCUGUCUCAUCAUCAUUAGCAUUCAGCUAUGAUUCCAAAAGCAGAGAUUCAGAGGUACACAUUCAGACCAACCGAGUGAAAUCCAUCAGAGACAUGUUUCUUGCUAAAAACAGUACAGACAUACAGACACAGCCGUGCAGCCCAAGUUCUGAUUUGUCAGAUGACCAUGAAUCUUCUGACAGAAAUGAACACCAAUCCUCAUCAUCCUCAGAGGCAUCGAGAGAAGAGAAAGACGCAUGCAGGUUGGCCAUCGCCAAGGGUUAUGUAAAAAGAACUAUUGAGCGGCUUUAUGGACAAGCCUCUAAAGGACCUAGUUCUGAUGAGAAGAGAUCUUCUUCAGCCCACAAAGUCAAGAAAAGAGAAGGCCUUAGAAGUACAAAUGCCCCCAGGCUGCCCUCCAUCAAUGAGGCUCACACAAAUUCCACACCAGAUUUGUCAUACUUUAAUGCCACAAGUUUAGGAGACAGCUUCAAUGAGCCAACACAUUGUAUCACUCUGAAUGCCAGGGUGGGACCAAAGGAUGCAGUCCUAAUUGAUAAGGGGCGCUGGUUAUGUAGGGAAAACCAAAUGAGUCCGAAAUCUUGUCCAGAGAAUGAAGACACACCCAAGCAUGUAAAAGAGAAAAUUGGAUUGGCUGGGUCAGAGCAGGAUUCUGGGAAAGAGGAUAUUCCAUAUUCCUUAUUUGGCCAUUCUCCAAUGAUGCCUGACAAGGAUCCGUCUUUCACAGAGGAAGGGGAAAAUACAGGGUGCCCCGGGAAAACGUUCACCUACUUUCACCUUCCAAAUGCCAGUGAUUCCGAGGUACAGUCAGAUGAGCAAAAAACUGACACUCCAAAGGGGACAACAGAAAACAAGGUUACUCCUUUUGCAGAGCCUCCUAAAUGUGCUGAAAAACACAGCAUUGUAGCGGUCUUCACACCACCCUCAAAUAAGGUGCAUCCAAUGAUAGAAACUACACCUCCAAUAGUUACCCAGCCAACCAAAGGACAAAGUGCUGAAGUCACAAGACGCUCUGCAGAACCUGAUGCACUGGAGAUUCUAUACAUGUUUUGUGGACAGCACUGCCCCAUUCUCUAAACCUGCUUCAGAUUGUGAAAUAACUUAUUUGCACUUAAAUUGACCUUAAUCCUCACCUCGACAUUGGCAAUGGCCACCAACAUGAACCCAAACUAAGAAAAAAAAUGCUACACUGGCUUUGGGCAAGCUUUCAAGUACCUUAAAGAAUUUGUCAAAUAAAGUUUGGUGGGAAGAUCUUUGCAAAAGAUAUCUGUGCAUGAGUGUUGAAGGUGAUAUUACAACCAGUGGUGCCACUGCCUGUGCGCAAAAAUGCACACUGCCUAGUAUGUCAAUAUAAAUUCAACGACAUCAUUGCUAACUUGUGUAUGUCAACAAUAAUGCAUGCCAUUAAUCAAUGAGAAUGUUAUAUUGUUCCAAAACAGAAUGCUUCUCAAUCCAUCUAGACCAGGAACCUUGGUUCACUAAAACAUUCCACCAUUAUGGAGAAAUUGUACCAUACUAAACCAUGUUCUAAUGGAAAAUUGUGGACAGAACCAGUCAGCCCAAUGGGGGAAAUUUUAGAAGGAGACAGUUAAUUAAUGGCAUCAACAAGGUUUUAUCAUGACUCCUUUAGUACAUUAUAAACAGAGAUUACGCUCAAAACCCUCGGGGCAACAACUCUCCGGCCUUUGUUCGCUCAACAACUCUUGGGCGCUUCUCAUUUCACGAAUUGUGCAUCCUUGUUUCCUUUUCCAUCCUUGUUAGCUUCUCACAACUAGGAUGUGAGGAAAGAGCAUAUUUUGCAAACGCCACUGUACAGUAGCCACGCCCCAAACUAUCCACCUGCUACAGUAGCCACCCUCGAACUCUCGCUAUUGGCAGAGCUGAAAGAGAUUGGUGGAUUUGGGCGGAUGCUCUCAAUGUUUAGAUUGUGUUUGGGGCUCAAUGUUUAUACUUUUGGGGGAGAUAAACCCAUGAAUGGCAAACUAAUACUAGUCAAUCAACAAGAAAGACUUCCGCAUAGGAUACACGUGUGCAAUUAAAGCUGUGCAGUUAGAGAAUUGAGAUGUUCUUCAAGAUGGAUAACUUUGAUCAAUUUCAAAAUUCAAAUGCUGUUCAGGUAAAUAGCCAGGUCUAUAAGGCUAGCAACUCAUUUAUUACCUCUUUGUCCACAGACAGAAGGUACCUGUGAGUGAACGUCUAAACAAAGGGCAUAUUGCUUCAUCGCUUCGUCUUUUUGCCCAAAGCAUAGAACACACAUUCAUGCCAAGUCAUGUGAUUUCUCUUCACCUAACAGUGUAUGUUUGUAUGUUGUAUGACCAUGCUGCCUGUGACCACUAAGGGAAAGUUGGAAAUAUCACAUUUAUUUUUAACAAUUAUAAAUUUGUGUUUGUACUUUUUAUUUGUUUGUAAAUGCAAGGCUUUUUAGAAAUGUCGAGGAUACGGUAGAUUCAUACAAACUUGUGUUUUUAUUUCAGUAGUUUUUAUUUCAUAUAUCAUACACACUUAAAAAUAAAGGUUCCAAAAAGGGGGUUUUCACAGCAAUGCCAUUGAAGAACCGGGUUAGGUUCCUAAAGAACCUUCUCGGUUAUACUUUAUUUUGAUGGUCCACUUUAGAUAUGCUAGUAUCUGAAGUCGACCAUCAAAAUAAAUUGUUACCACCUUUUCUUUUCUUUCUUUUUUUUUUUUACUAUAAAUAACCUAUAGUCCAUUAAGAACCUUUAUUUUUAAAAGUCUCUUUUGGAAAUAUGAGUGUGAAGAAGCUCAAUACAGUAAGACAGAGAGUGUGUUGUACUGUACACAACAAAAUGUAGAAAAAAACUUGUACUGUUUUGUCAAAAUGCAACUCCUCAAUCAAUGGCAGCUGAUGUGUAUUAUUAUUUUUUAAAACAAAAAUGUAAUAAUUUGUUCAGUAAAACAUUGUUUAUUAUGUCCUCUUUUUCAUGAACUGGAGAUAUGUCUCUCUCUGCCAUAGACUGUAAAUCAACUUAGUGGCAGCAGAAGUUUCCAUAAAAUUCUUGACAUUAAAGAUGUCGAAUUAUUCAUUGUGUCCUUAUAUUUUUCUACAUACCUGUGAUUUUUGUUUUGUU
Messenger RNA from Megalobrama amblycephala (Wuchang bream), 7215 nucleotides. RefSeq names its product oxygen-regulated protein 1-like. Gene Ontology annotation, cellular component: axoneme. Bases 434 to 5206 code for a protein of 1590 amino acids. Gene Ontology annotation, biological process: axoneme assembly; photoreceptor cell development; retina development in camera-type eye. NCBI's taxonomy places the organism in Eukaryota, Metazoa, Chordata, Actinopteri, Cypriniformes, Xenocyprididae. The record is from RefSeq and is a predicted model, not a curated record. The transcript has a single exon.